CCAGAGUUGUGAACGUCGAUACAAAUGAGUGUCAACCCGCCUAUAACACACUCUCCCGAAUUAUAGGGCUAGAGGUCUGGAGCUCGCCCCUUUCCAUGGCUCAGUUCAGGUUCCAACCUGCCGCCGACCUCAAAGGUCUGCCCGUCGAGCUCAGUUUGCUUAUCCUCGACAAGCUCCCCGACAUUCGGACCCUUACAAAUGCUGCAUAUGCGGUGCCGUCACUCUAUAACACGUUGUUAGCCGACGAUGCAUCCAUCUCCACGCGUAUCUUGCAUAGGGAACUGCCCGACUACCUCUGGACACAUGCAAUUGUUGCCCACCUUGCCCGGCGGCUGGCCCGCAGCAGCGGUGGAUUUGAUAGCUUGGAAACGAGUUCUGAUAUAGACUCCCUCGUCGACAGCUUUCGUUCCCUUCGAGACGAUGCACCCGCCUACAGAGCAACUCGUCUCGAAGCCGUCGCUAUUCUGCGCACCUACGGCAGGGUUGUUGAACUCCGAAAUCUCUUUGUAAAAGACUGUCCGUACACCAAGAGCCAAGAGCUCAUCCCGCUGCGAGAUUCUCUUCAACGACAACCCCCCGAGUCUUCCGAGCUGGAGCGGAUCGAACGAACAAUAUACAUGUUUGACAUUAUAUCGUCUCUCUGCAAAGGCAUGGUUUUCGGCAACCCAGGCGAUGCAGCGUACGUAUCCAAGUGCUACGAAAAAGUGUCGGCUCUCCAAAAGGCACUGGUGGAACGGCUGAUGGCGCCGUGGGAGCUGUAUCAGGUCUUGCACGUGCAGGCGUACUUUCGACGUGCUCUCUACGGGCUUGACCGAGACGAGCACUUGACCGAGCGAGUCCUUCCAGGGAUGCUGGUAGGCGGUAUCGACUUCGUCCACCAGGCACUUUGCGUUGUGGGAAAAGCCGGAAUCGACGACUUCAUACUCGGUCUGGAGAAGCGACUAUUGCGCGAGCCGCAGAACAUAUUUGGCGUCCUCGUGUCCCGCGGUAUCCAUCAGACCUGGACCCGAAUGAACGCCAAGACGUUUGACCACUAUCGUCCGUUCUGCCACGAUGGCGACCGGGCGGGAUACCAGUCUUGGAAGAACCUCGAGAAUCUGUACCAGAGGUUCACCCUGGACAACGACCCCAGUAUUCUCGACCUAUUUCACAAUUGGGUCGCGGCUAAGGAGGGGCGGAUUGACCUGAUGGCGGCGAGCUUGUGGAACGAUGGCCGCUGGGACGACAUUGAGCUGGCAAUUCACCCGCCGCGGGCGGACUGGUGGAAGGGGAUCAAACAUCAUUGGAACUCGAUGGCUGUCGGGUUUCAAGUGCUUACCGAUCCAGCUAUCGUCACUAUCAAGGAGUAAAGGA
This is a messenger RNA of Purpureocillium takamizusanense, 1353 nucleotides long. RefSeq lists its product as uncharacterized. Lineage: Eukaryota; Fungi; Ascomycota; Sordariomycetes; Hypocreales; Ophiocordycipitaceae. The transcript is spliced from 2 exons. The record is from RefSeq and is a predicted model, not a curated record. Bases 96 to 1349 code for a protein of 417 amino acids.